Molecule: messenger RNA, 1143 nt
Organism: Fonsecaea nubica
Lineage: Eukaryota; Fungi; Ascomycota; Eurotiomycetes; Chaetothyriales; Herpotrichiellaceae
Exons: 2
Coding region: 1-1143 (380 amino acids)
Biological process (GO): secondary metabolic process
Cellular component (GO): cytoplasm; cytosol
Molecular function (GO): hydrolase activity; carboxy-lyase activity
Source: RefSeq, a predicted model, not a curated record
AUGAAAGGCAAGAUCGCCCUGGAAGAGUGCUGGACCAUUCCAGAAUCCUUCCAGAGCUUCAACCCGAGCCAGUUUGCUGGGAAAGGUGUUAUUGGGGAUGAUCUGAAUGCAAAUCUGGGCGAUGUCCAUGGAAAACGUCUUCGGGAGAUGGACGAGAAUGACGUCGAAUUCAUGGUGCUGUCCCUCAAUGCUCCAGGUGUCCAAAAUAUUACCGACCCAGCCGCCGCUGAGAAGUUGGCAGAAGUCGCCAACGACAAGAUUGAAGCCGAAGUUCUGAAGAACCCCAAACGUUUCGCAGCCUUUGCCGCUCUGAGCAUGCAUGAUCCUGCACAAGCCGGACGAGAACUGCGUAGAUGCAUGACAGAGAAGAAGGGCUUCGUGGGUGCGAUGCUCAACGACUACCAGAGUACUGGAGCAGAUGGGAAUACGAUGCUUUUCUACGACGACCCAAUAUAUGACGAGUUCUGGAAGGUCGCGAAUGAACUGAAAGCACCUGUGUAUCUCCACCCCCGAACGUCCAGCCCCCUGAUCAAGGAAAUGAUGUGGAAAGGAAGGCCGUGGCUAGACUUCUCGGCCUUGGGCUACGCAAAUCGACUGAAUAUGCACACUCUCGGCAUCAUCACUGGUGGCGUUCUUGAUCGCUUCCCGGAUCUGAAGAUUAUAAUCGGACACAUGGGUGAACACAUUCCAUACGACCUCUACCGUAUCGACCACAAGCUGGACCGCAGUCGUUUUCCCAAUAUGCCAAUGCGAAAGGACCGGCUUGUACGCGAUUACUUUGGCACACAGGUCUUCAUCACAACCUCCGGCCACUUCAGCACACCUGCGCUGAUCUGCGCCAUGACUGAGAUCGGGGCCCGAAGUAUUUGCUUCUCGAUUGACUACCCUUUCGAGUCCAUCCCGAAUGGAUGCUGCUGGUGGGACGAGCACGUGAGUCCAGUAGUCAACCAACAUGAUUAUGUGGAUAUGGGCAGGAAUAAUGCGCUCAAAAUCUUGCCGAGGUUGACGGAGAGCAUGCAUGGACUGAAGGCGAUGAGCCCAUCAGAGUGUGGAGUGGGCGGACUCAGGGCUUCCGAUGGAGAAGUGACGUUUGGGAUGUACAACAAGGACUACAACAAAAGGGGAAAGAAAGUGUAUUCGUGA